Messenger RNA from Thalassophryne amazonica, 3203 nucleotides. RefSeq names its product fibropellin-1-like. NCBI's taxonomy places the organism in Eukaryota, Metazoa, Chordata, Actinopteri, Batrachoidiformes, Batrachoididae. The transcript has 3 exons. The coding region runs from base 505 to 2190 and encodes 561 amino acids. The record is from RefSeq and is a predicted model, not a curated record.
AAGUGCAUUGUUUACAGUGUUUUCAAGCAUGGCUGGAAUCCCGUCACCCCUUGGCCAUAUAAGAUACAGUGGGUGUUUGACAGUGACAAGACACAAGUGGUCGUUAUGCCGCCAGCUAUGCGGGGCCAAAAUAGACACAAAGUCCAGUUUAUGCAAAUGCUGAAAGAUGCGACAUAACAACUGCCAGUCUGAGUGACGGCAGUGUGACAUGUUGAUUAUAUUAAUUUGUAAUAAAGUGUGGGUAAUGUUAGUAUUACCCCGGUCCUUAUUGCAAUGUUGUCCCUACAAAGUACGAAGUCAAACUAUUUCUCACAUUAAAUUUAUUCAAAAUCUCAGUGAAAAACAGGCCUGGAUUCUGAAGAACUUCUCUCUUGCAGGAGCUUCAUUCAUUCAGAACCCUGAACAAAGAAACUGAAACAGUUUUUAUAAAACACGAUAUGGGCAAGACAAAAGGUGGACCUUAUUUCGCAAAUCCUAACCUUCCUAUCCUUGUCUUGCCUGGCCAUGCAAACUGGAUUGUGUGUGAAAUUGAGAUUUUUGUCAGUAAAAAUGAUUUGGUGUGUGUUUGUGCAUCUCAGAGAUCAGGUCAUUAGUGCAUUUGUACGUCUCGGAGAGCAGGUCUUUAGUGUAUUUCUUAGAAUAACGUCACUAGGAGCUAUUUUUAGCCUUAGGCUGCUCUGUGGAUACAGGCCCAGGUUGUUAGUGUGUCUGUGCCUCUCUGAGAUCACGUCCUUAGUGUGUUUGUGCAUCUCUGAGAUCAGGUCCUUAGUGUGUUUGUGCAUCUCUGAGAUCAGGUCCUUAGUCUGUUUGUGCGUCUUUGAGAUCACGUCCUUAGUCUGUUUGUGCGUCUCUUUGAUCAGGUCCUUAGUCUGUUUGUACGUCUCUGAGAUCAGGUCCUUAGUCUGUUUGUACGUCUCUGAGAUCAGGUCCUUAGUGUGUUUGUGCGUCUCUGAGAUCAGGUCCUUAGUGUGUCUGUGCGUCUGUGAGAUCAGGUCCUUAGUCUGUCUGUGCGUCUCUGAGAUCAGGUCCUUAGUGUGUCUGUGCAUCUCUGAGAUCAGGUCCUUAGUCUGUCUGUGCGUCUCUGAGAUCAGGUCCUUAGUGUGUCUGUGUGUCUCUGAGAUCAGGUCCUUAGUGUGUCUGUGCGUCUGUGAGAUCAGGUCCUUAGUCUGUUUGUGCGUCUCUGAGAUCAGGUCCUUAGUGUGUCUGUGCAUCUCUGAGAUCAGGUCCUUAGUCUGUUUGUGCGUCUCUGAGAUCAGGUCCUUAGUGUGUCUGUGCGUCUCUGAGAUCAGGUCCUUAGUGUGUCUGUGCGUCUCUGAGAUCAGGUCCUUAGUGUGUCUGUGCGUCUCUGAGAUCAGGUCCUUAGUGUGUCUGUGCGUCUGUGAGAUCAGGUCCUUAGUCUGUUUGUGCGUCUCUGAGAUCAGGUCCUUAGUGUGUCUGUGCAUCUCUGAGAUCAGGUCCUUAGUCUGUUUGUGCGUCUCUGAGAUCAGGUCCUUAGUGUGUCUGUGCGUCUCUGAGAUCAGGUCCUUAGUGUGUUUGUGCGUCUCUGAGAUCAGGUCCUUAGUCUGUCUGUGCGUCUCUGAGAUCAGGUCCUCAGUGUGUCUGUGCGUCUGUGAGAUCAGGUCCUUAGUCUGUUUGUGCGUCUCUGAGAUCAGGUCCUUAGUGUGUCUGUGCGUCUCUGAGAUCAGGUCCUUAAGGUGUCUGUGCGUCUCUGAGAUCAGGUCCUUAGUGUGUCUGUGCGUCUGUGAGAUCAGGGCCUUAGUGUGUCUGUGCGUCUCUGAGAUCAGGUCCUUAGUGUGUCUGUGCGUCUGUGAGAUCAGGUCCUUAGUGUGUCUGUGCGUCUGUGAGAUCAGGUCCUUAGUGUGUCUGUGCGUCUGUGAGAUCAGGGCCUUAGUGUGUCUGUGCGUCUCUGAGAUCAGGUCCUUAGUGUGUCUGUGCGUCUGUGAGAUCAGGUCCUUAGUGUGUCUGUGCGUCUGUGAGAUCAGGUCCUUAGUGUGUUUGUGCGUCUGUGAGAUCAGGUCCUUAGUGUGUCUGUGCGUCUGUGAGAUCAGGUCCUUAGUGUGUUUGUGCGUCUGUGAGAUCAGGUCCUUAGUGUGUCUGUGCGUCUGUGAGAUCAGGUCCUUAGUGUGUCUGUGCGUCUGUGAGAUCAGGUCCUUAGUGUGUUUGUGCUUCCUGCCUCUCAUUCACUAUUAAUGUCUCUAAUGCAUUCAGAGCUGUAAAUGUUGCGCUCGCCUAAUGUGUUUUUAAAUGGAGCGUUCUGGCUAAAAGUCUACAUUUCCGAUGGAGAUUAUUUCUUUUCUAAAAGAACUAGCAGCUGCUUUACAAAAUAAAAAGUGUGUUCUUGUAAAUCCACAGCAGAAGACGACCGAUUUCUGUGAUUUGACUGAAAGUCGACAAUAAACGCUCGUUAUUGUAGACAGAUUUUUUUUUUCUUUUUUCCAUCAUAGUUACCGGGGCAACAGCGUCUCAGGUGUGAGAGCAGUUUGUCCUGUUGCACAUUCCUUUGAUCCUUUGUUCACCCUGUGUGUCAAAGUGUCUUUGAGCAAGACACGACAAUGCCCAUCUUCUACCCCAUGCACAGCGGUGCACAGUGCAUAUCAUUGCUUGUUUCUAGUGGAUGCAGUCGUUAUUGUUGCACCCUGCGCCCUUUUUCAUUCAGUGCCAAAUGUAAAGUCCCUUCUGCUUUUAUUAAAGUGUGAUUCGGUACAAAGCCGGCAUGUCACAAGAAAGCAUUUGUGCGUGUUCCCCUGAGAGCAGGUGUGAAGUGUAGAGUGUGCUGCACAGCGCUCGGAAGAGGGUUCUCUGCACACAGAGUGCAGCAGCACAUAACCAGAAGGUGAAAAUUUACACAAAAACAAUAAUGAAACCAGACCUGCAAGCAGGUAUACACAGGGUCGAAGCCCCGUACGCGGGCUCCCUCCCGAGCCCCCGUGAGGACCACGUGACUCAUAACAGUGCAGUUGUGUGAUGUGGGCCUGAUCUGCAGAACCACACGGGCGAUGGUGCUGUCAUGCCAACUUUUCCAUCAAGAGGAGUAACGUUAACUGAGACGGCCGUACUUUUCCAGUAUGUCCACUUUGCUGCACCACAUGUAUGAAGUGUUGUGCACCCAGAUAACUGCAAAUGGACUGCAUUUAUAUGGCGCUUUUCAGUCUGCAUCAGACGCUCAGAGCAUUUUAGAAUGAUGCCUCAUAUUCACACAGAUA